AUGUCGUGGAAGGCUUCUGAGAGGCUAAUGGACACCAUCCGCCAUUACUCCCUCUUUCCUGCUACGGGUGUAAGUUUAAGGCAGAUGGUUCAGUUUGGCGAGAGACCCUCAGUCGGAACCCUGUUUCGCGCCUCUCAAUUUCUCGCCGAAGAGCUCCCAAUCCGUCUUGCGCAUCGAGUUCAGGAGCUCACGAGCCUACCUGAUGGACUUAGUGACAUGCCAUCGGUCAAGAGAGUCCAGGAUUGGUACGCGCAGUCGUUUGAGGAGAUCAUCAAUCUCGGACGGCCCGAGCUGCCAAGAGACGUGCGGGAUCGACUGUUGAACCCGGGUAAAUUCAACAACGGUAAAGGAUCUCUGCUUUCGGAGGCUACUCCAAACCCGAGCAUUCGUGAAGGCCAGUAUGCCUCGGCGCCGCCGACACAAAUUGGCCUAGGAAAUAGCAAGAAGUACCAAGCAGCAAGAAGAUACUUCGCUAUGGUAGACGACAAUGGCGAUUGGCCACCCGAGUUACAGGCGUACAACUCCAAAUUUGCACAGACAUUACACAAGAUCAAGAGACGGCAUGACGGCGUUGUCACAACGAUGGCACAGGGUAUCCUUGAAUACAAGCGAAAGAGACAACGGAUGCAAAUUGACAACAACAUACAGUCCUUCUUAGAUCGUUUCUACAUGUCUCGAAUAGGUAUUCGUAUGCUUAUCGGCCAGCAUAUCGCCUUGACGGAUCAAAGCCACCAUCGGGACCCUACUUAUGUUGGGAUUAUCUGCACGAAGACGAACGUGCGGGAUUUGGCGCAAGAGGCUAUCGAGAAUGCUCGGUUUGUAUGCGAAGAUCACUAUGGACUCUUUGAAGCACCCAAGAUCCAACUUGUUUGUAACCCCGACCUCAACUUUAUGUACGUUCCCGGUCACUUAUCGCAUAUGCUCUUCGAGACAUUGAAAAACUCGUUAAGAGCUGUUGUCGAGACGCACGGGCAAGAUAAGCAGGAGUUUCCGGUAACGAAGGUAAUUGUUGCAGAAGGAAGGGAAGAUAUCACGAUCAAGAUCAGCGACGAAGGUGGUGGAAUCCCACGAAGCGCCAUCCCACUAGUGUGGACGUACAUGUACACGACUGUAGAUCGGACCCCUAACUUGGACCCUGAUUUUGAUAAGAGCGAUUUCAAGGCACCGAUGGCGGGCUUUGGCUACGGACUGCCAAUCUCGAGACUUUACGCACGGUAUUUCGGUGGCGAUUUGAAACUGAUUAGCAUGGAAGGGUAUGGAACAGAUGUGUAUCUACACCUCAACCGCUUGUCGAGCUCUUCGGAGCCCCUACAAUAG
Molecule: messenger RNA, 1317 nt
Organism: Daldinia childiae
Lineage: Eukaryota; Fungi; Ascomycota; Sordariomycetes; Xylariales; Hypoxylaceae
Product: kinase, mitochondrial
Exons: 4
Coding region: 1-1317 (438 amino acids)
Biological process (GO): regulation of glucose metabolic process; protein phosphorylation
Cellular component (GO): mitochondrion
Molecular function (GO): pyruvate dehydrogenase (acetyl-transferring) kinase activity
Source: RefSeq, a predicted model, not a curated record